Messenger RNA from Struthio camelus australis, 2348 nucleotides. The record is from RefSeq and is a predicted model, not a curated record. Lineage: Eukaryota; Metazoa; Chordata; Aves; Struthioniformes; Struthionidae.
GUUUUCUCAGCUUUUCACCUCAUGCUACCUCUAGAGUCACCCACCCAGCAACGUUAGCCUGAGGGAGCGAAGAUCCCGAUACAGAGCAGAUUUCUUCCUACAUCUCAAGGAGCAGCAGCUUCCAAAAGAAAAGUGUAUCUUCCCUGGAGGAGAUUGCCAAGCACAAGGGCCCCCCUGUCUUUACGCAGGAAGAGAGGUACAAAAUGGUGCAAGCCAUCAAGUGGGUGGAUGAGAUUGUUCCAGGAGCUCCCUACGUCAGCACACUGGAAACCUUGGACAAAUAUAACUGUGACUUCUGUGUGCAUGGUGAUGACAUCACACUAACGAUAGAUGGCAAGGAUACCUAUGAAGAAGUGAAGACAGCGGGACGAUACAGGGAAUGCAAACGCACCCAGGGUGUGUCCACUACUGACCUGGUUGGCCGCAUGCUGCUCAUGACUAAGGCUCACCACAGCAACAUAGAUGAAGACCUAGACUAUCGGAAACACACUGACAACUUUGGGAAGGGGCCAAAAGGUCGCAGUCCCUGGACUGGAGUCUCUCAGUUCCUGCAGACAUCUCAGAAGAUCAUCCAGUUUGCAUCUGGGAAGGAACCACAGCCAGGAGACACUAUCAUCUACGUGGCUGGAGCCUUCGACCUGUUCCAUAUUGGGCAUGUGGAUUUCCUGGAGAAGGUUCACCAGCUGGCAGAAAGGCCCUACAUCAUUGCUGGGCUGCACUUUGACCAGGAAGUAAACCGAUACAAAGGGAAGAACUAUCCCAUCAUGAACAUCCACGAGAGAACGCUCAGUGUCUUAGCCUGUAGGUAUGUCUCAGAAGUGGUGAUUGGAGCCCCCUAUGCCGUCACUGCUGAUCUGCUGGAUCACUUCAGGGUAACACUUGUGUGCCAUGGGAUGACUGAGGUGGUGCCAGACAAGGACGGUUCUGAUCCGUAUGAGGAACCGAAGAGACGUGGUAUUUUCCAGCUGGUGGACAGUGGUAGCAAUCUCACCACAGACUUGAUUGUGCAAAGAAUCAUCAAAAACAGGCUGGAGUUUGAAGCUAGGAACCAGAAGAAGGAAGCAAAAGAGCUGGCUGUGUUGGAGGCCAUGAAGAAACUGGAAGAAGAGAAGCACUAGGCCAGCAGGGAACUGAUGUAUGGGUUGCAGAAUGCUGCAGCCUCACCCUCCUCUGGAGGAGCAAAGAGCUUUUCCAGAGAGGACCCCUAAACAAGGACGCUGCUGCUGGCAUGCACAGGAUGUGUUGUCCCACCCUCGUCUCUCCUAGCUCCUCCUGCACUAAUUAUGCAGACGUAAUGAGCUGGGAUCCUGCUGCCUAGUUUUUCUUCCGUUAAUCAGUCCCUGUUCCCUUUCCCAAGAGGAGAUUUGACAAAAAAGAAAAUGAUUUUAAUUGUAACUAAUGUUUUAACAUGUUGAUGUGCUUUUACCUUCUGCCAUUUCUGGCUUUUAGUAGAUGGGAAGUGGAGCAGCUCUCUGGGCCCCUUCUGCCCCAUUCCAGGUUCUGCUGUCCUGAUUGGCGUCUGCGUUUCAGAACAGCCCUUCGGUUGGUGGUAUGGGCUGCUUUACAGACUGGAGAGAACAAGCUCCUGGGGGAAAAGGACAUGGCACUCAUAGUUAUGCCUGUGAGCUGUUGGUUAGGGAUGUUAGGCUGUCAGCGUGACUGCCGCUGGAGAUGCUGACUGUGUCCUGUGCUGUAAGAUUCCCCAUGUUGACUCUUCUCCGCUGCUGCGUCUGUGCAAAUACCAGACCCAAAGCUACUUCUGGUUUAACUGGAUAAAGCCUUUUUCCAGCUGUGACUGGUGCCAGUGCAUCAUUUGUUUCCCCACUAAUUGGCAGCAGCUCAGCGUCUGCUGAGAGGGGUGAGUGGCUAGUAGCAAGGGACCCUCAGUACUAAUGGUUUCCCUGGUUAGUAGAGGAAUUUCUCUGCAUGAGGAGUGGGAAUGUUGGGAGGGGCUGCCAAAGGCUCUUCCUGUUGCAGGAUAUGCAGGACCCAGUUCUACAUGUAGACCAUGCUCAGAGCUCUGCUGGCUGCUGCUGCUGGAGUUCACCUUGUGUCUGAUAGGCGUUACCUAAGGGAGUUACCUUGUGAGCUGAAAUUCCAUCUCUGUUAAGGCUGAAAUGCAGCAUGUUCAUCUCCUGUGGGAACUGAUGGGGCCUGAAGAGGAUGGGUCUGGGAGAAGUUAGGUGCUGGGCUGAGCCCUCUUCUGCCUCUUACAUUCCAGGGUGCCGUGCUGGGUGUCUCGGGCCACUCCCUGCACUGUGCUGUAUGUCCUUCCAAGCUGGUUCUUUUCUUUCUUCUCUGUUGUACACUUCUGUUGCUGAUCACUAAUAAAAUGUUGAAGAGUUGUG